This is a messenger RNA of Caenorhabditis remanei, 633 nucleotides long. RefSeq lists its product as uncharacterized. Bases 1 to 633 code for a protein of 210 amino acids. The transcript has 5 exons. Gene Ontology annotation, cellular component: cytoplasm; cytosol. Lineage: Eukaryota; Metazoa; Nematoda; Chromadorea; Rhabditida; Rhabditidae. The record is from RefSeq and is a predicted model, not a curated record. Gene Ontology annotation, molecular function: AMP kinase activity; nucleoside diphosphate kinase activity; ATP binding. Gene Ontology annotation, biological process: nucleoside triphosphate biosynthetic process; ATP metabolic process.
AUGGCCCCAACUGUUGAGCGCAAAAACAUUGACUUGGCUCCACUCAAGGCUGCCAAGGUCCCAAUUUUCUUCAUCGUUGGAGGACCAGGAUCCGGAAAGGGAACUCAAUGCGACAAGAUUGUUGCCAAGUACGGUCUUACUCAUUUGUCAUCAGGAGAUCUUCUCCGUGACGAAGUCAAGUCUGGAUCUCCACGUGGUUCUCAACUCACCGCUAUCAUGGAAUCCGGAGCCCUUGUUCCAUUGGAGGUCGUGCUCGACUUGGUCAAGGAAGCAAUGCUCAAGGCUAUUGAGAAGGGAAGCAAGGGAUUCCUCAUCGACGGAUAUCCAAGAGAGGUCGCUCAAGGACAACAAUUCGAGUCCGAGAUCCAAGAGGCCAAGUUGGUCUUGUUCUUCGACGUCGCCGAGGACACCUUGGUGAAGAGACUUUUGCACCGUGCCCAGACCAGUGGAAGAGCCGACGACAACAUCGACACGAUCAAGAAGCGUCUCCACACCUUCGUUACAUCCACCGCUCCAGUCGUCGACUACUACGAGUCCAAGGGAAAGCUUGUUAGAAUCAACGCUGAAGGAUCCGUUGACGACAUCUUCGGAGUUGUUGUUGCCAACCUCGACAAAGUCACAUCCAAGAUCUAA